This is a messenger RNA of Colletotrichum paranaense, 1125 nucleotides long. RefSeq lists its product as uncharacterized. The record is from RefSeq and is a predicted model, not a curated record. Gene Ontology annotation, molecular function: protein binding. The coding region runs from base 1 to 1125 and encodes 374 amino acids. The transcript is spliced from 2 exons. Lineage: Eukaryota; Fungi; Ascomycota; Sordariomycetes; Glomerellales; Glomerellaceae.
AUGGCCUGUAAGGCUGAAUCUCGGCCCGGAAAAGCUAUCUACACUAUCACCAACGAUCAGACCAAUUCUGUGAUUGCCAUUCCAAUAUCCAGCAAUGGCAUGCUUUCAAAGGGAGCAACAUUCUCAACUGGUGGAUCCGGUUCGAAUUUUCUUGAUGGCACAGCAAACGAGCCAGCUGCUCCUGAUGCUUUAGCAUCUCAGUCGGCACUUACUAUUGCAGGCAAUAGCUUGUUCGCCGUCAAUGCUGGCUCGAACACGGUCACAAUGUUCGCAAUCGACCCGUCGAACCCCACCAAGCUCACCAUGAUGGGCCGCCCAGUUGCGGUUCCUUGCCAAUUCCCCAACACGAUAGCAGCGUCAAUGAAACACAAUGUUGUCUGCGUCGGCUGUUCCGGGAACCAGUCUGGAGUCUCUUGCGCUAGAUUUUCCACAGAUGGACUGAGAUCCAUGGAUACUCUUCGGCCCGUUGAACUGAGCCAGACUACCCCUCCCGUCGGACCAACCAACACCAUAUCUCAAGUUCUCUUUUCCAACAACCAGGGCAUCCUAUUCACUACAGUCAAGGGUGAUCCGUCUCAAAAUAAGACAGGGUUUCUUGGUGCGUACAAGGUUAACAGCCAGGGCUCUGUUGAACAUGAUGGAGUGCAAUCGUCGCCGAACGGUACUGCAGUUUUGUUUGGUUCGUCGACGAUCCCCAGGAGCAACAAUCUCUUUGUCACUGAUGCUUCUUUUGGUGGGGCGAUUUUGUCCAUUGACUCGAAGACGAACGUUGCUUCUGUAAAGGGGAUGAGCGUUGUCGACGGACAGAAAGCAACAUGUUGGGUCGCAGUUUCUUUGGCAACUGGCAGCGCAUUCGUCACUGAUGUUGGGACUAACAGGUUGAUCGAAAUGUCGCUGAGCGAUGCAAGCAUCCAAAGUAUCAUCGAUCUCAGCGCCAAUGGUGAUCCAGGUUUGACUGACCUGAGGGCGGCUGGCCACUUUGUGUAUGCUCUGAGUCCAGGCAACGGAACAACACAGUCUGCAAUCACUGUGGUUGACACCGCCGCGAAGAAACAAGUCCAGCAUUUUGCGCUUGGACAACUCGGCGUUGGUAAAAGUGCCCAAGGAAUGGCGGUCAUGCUGUAA